UCAUAUUCAUUCAAAAUGCGUUUGACGGCAGUCAUUGCUAUACUGUCAGCGGUGCUGGGCAUCGGUAGUGCCACACAGUGGUGGGAGAGUGGCAAUUAUUAUCAGAUUUAUCCACGAUCAUUUCGGGACUCUGAUGGAGACGGCAUUGGAGAUCUAAAUGGUGUCACCGAGAAGUUGCAGUACCUGAAGGACAUUGGUUUUACGGCCACUUGGCUAUCACCAAUUUUCAAAUCGCCCAUGGUGGACUUUGGCUAUGACAUUGCAGACUUCUAUCAAAUACACCCAGAGUAUGGAACCAUGGAGGACUUUGAGCGCCUGAUUGCGCACGCCAAGGAGGUGGGCAUCCGAAUAAUUCUGGACUUUGUUCCCAAUCAUUCAAGCGACCAAAGCGAAUGGUUCCUCAAGUCAGUCGAUGGCGAUCCCGUUUACAAGGACUAUUAUAUCUGGCACGACGGCAAGAUCAACGAGGAAACUGGUGAGCGUGAGCCACCAAACAAUUGGGUCUCGGAAUUCCGUUACAGUGCCUGGGAAUGGAACGAGGUCAGACAACAGUACUAUUUACAUCAAUUUGCCACGGCGCAACCCGAUCUGAACUAUCGCAAUCCUGCCGUGGUGGCCGAAAUGAAGAAUGUCCUCAAGUUUUGGCUGGGAAAAGGAGUUGCUGGGUUCCGCAUCGAUGCGAUACCUUAUCUCUUUGAAGUUGACCUAGAUCGCUAUAAUCAGUACCCUGAUGAGCCGCUGUCGAAUGACCCCAGUUGCCCGGAUCCCGAUGAUCAUUGCUAUACGCAGCACAUUUACACCCAGGAUCAACCCGAGACCGUCGACAUGAUCUACCAAUGGCGUGAACUGGUCGAUGAGUUUCAUCAACAACAUGGCGGAGAUCCGCGUGUGCUUAUGACGGAAGCCUACACCAGCUUUGAAAAUAUUAUGAAAUUCUACGGAGAUGGUAUUCGCAAUGGUUCGCACAUUCCAUUCAACUUCGACUUCCUCUCAAACAUCAACAAUGCCUCGAAGGCAACGGAAUAUGUGGAGCACAUUGAAAAGUGGAUGAACGCUAUGCCGAAGGGAGUCUAUGCUAACUGGGUAUUGGGAAAUCAUGACAACAAGCGAGUUGCAUCCCGUUUUGGAGUUCAACGCAUUGAUCUGAUCAACAUCCUGCUGCAGACUUUGCCCGGACAUGCUGUCACCUACAAUGGCGAGGAGCUCGGCAUGACUGAUGUGUAUAUUAGCUGGGAGGAUACAGUCGAUCCCUCGGCCUGUAACUCCGAUCCAGAGCAUUACUAUGAACGAUCCCGUGAUCCAGCACGCACGCCUUAUCAAUGGGACGCCUCUUCCAUGGCGGGUUUCACCAGCGGAGAUUAUACCUGGCUGCCAGUAUCUGAUGAAUAUAAGACGAACAAUGCUCUGCAACAGCUUCGUGCCCCACAGUCGCAUCUGAAAAUCUUCAAGACACUUGUGCGUGUGAGGCAGGAACCUUCGUUCCGCACUGGCGAGCUGAAGAUUCAGGCAUUGGAUGAUGAUGUCUUGGUCUACUCCCGCCUUAAGCAAGGUAGCGAUAUUUAUGUCAUUGUGCUAAAUCUGGGUGAAACAGAGAAGAAUAUUGACCUCACAAAGUACUUCAACGUGGGUGCUGAGGCUGAAAUUAUAACCAGCUCAUUGCAAUCACAGUACAUCAAUGGAGAUACCGUCAAGACCUCUUCAUUUGUUGCCAAGGGCAAUGUGGGCACAGUUCUGGUGGGCAUCAACUAAAAUUCUAAUUAGAAACAUUUUAAGUUUAACAUGUUUUAAUAAUAAUAAAGAGUGAGUUCUAAAUGUAA
This is a messenger RNA of Drosophila innubila, 1817 nucleotides long. RefSeq names its product maltase A1. Gene Ontology annotation, biological process: carbohydrate metabolic process. The record is from RefSeq and is a predicted model, not a curated record. Bases 16 to 1749 code for a protein of 577 amino acids. Lineage: Eukaryota; Metazoa; Arthropoda; Insecta; Diptera; Drosophilidae. The transcript is spliced from 3 exons.